GAUAUUCUUUUCGUGAAAUGUAGGUCAGGGACUCGCAGUCACAGGUUUUCAAUCCAUUUCGAGGCUUCACUCUCACGAGGCCGAACAGAAAAUAGAAAGAUAAACAGGAUACUCAUCACAUCGCCAUCGGAGUUUUUUUUUUAAUUAAAUAUAGAGACAAACCCGACUUCCAUGGCAUCCCUUCAAAUCGGCGGCCCGAUUACGAUCAACCCGUCUGCGGGUUCGCCGGGAUUCGACCGGAGCCGAUGUUUUCUGCCGAUUGAUCAUCUGGGUUUCCGUCGUUUCCGCGGGAGAUUUGGGAUCGCGCGGCCUUUGUUGCUCCGGCGUUGUUCCGUCGCGGGAGACGAAAUCGGAGAUCCCAAAGGCGGCGAGGACGAUGAUGAUCAGGGUUUCGUCAUGGACGCAGAGAGAGAUGUGUCUGGUUCUGUCAUUGGGUUUCAUCUCAUUCCUCCUGGGAUUGGUCAAGGAAUCAUCAGCUCUGGUACACACGAAAAAGAGACAGAUGAUGAAACAGAGGAAGUGGAUAUGGGUGAUGAGGAAUGCGUAGUGGUUAAAGAGGAAGAUGCAGAAGAAGAGAUAAAAUUAAUCCACAACAUCAUCUUUGUUACAUCCGAGGCCGCACCUUACUCCAAGACCGGAGGAUUGGGGGAUGUUUGUGGGUCUUUGCCUAUAGCAUUGGCCAAACAUGGGCACCGUGUCAUGGUUGUCUCUCCUCGUUAUCAGAAUGGUACAUCUGCGGAUGAGAACUUUGCUCGGGCUAAGGAUUUGGAUGCUCGUAUCAGCGUACACUGCUUUGGAGGUUCUCAAGAAAUCACCUUCUUUCACGAAUACAGAGAAGGCGUUGAUUGGGUUUUCGUCGAUCACCCAUCGUACCAUAGGCCUGGUAAUCCUUACGGAGAUUGUUACGGAGCCUUCGGCGAUAAUCAGUUUCGGUUCACUUUACUUUGCCAUGCAGCGUGUGAAGCCCCUCUCGUCCUCCCUCUCGGAGGGUUCACUUACGGAGAAAAAUGUCUCUUCCUCGUCAAUGAUUGGCAUGCCGGACUUGUUCCCACACUUCUGGCCGGAAAAUAUCGCCCAUACGGAGUUUAUAAAGAUGCAAGAUGUAUUCUUGUAAUACAUAACCUUGCUCAUCAGGGAGUGGAGCCAGCAGCUACGUUCAAAAAUCUGGGAUUGCCUUCGGAGUGGUAUGGAGCAUUGGAAUGGGUGUUUCCAACAUGGGCAAGGACUCAUGCUCUCGACACUGGUGAGGCCGUCAACGUUCUCAAGGGCGCUAUUGUCACCUCUGACCGGAUUGUUACUGUGAGCCAGGGUUAUGCAGGGGAAAUCACUACUGUUGAAGGUGGAUAUGGUCUACAAGACUUACUCGCCAGUCGCAAGAGUGUUAUAAACGGAAUCACGAACGGGAUUGAUGUUGAUGAGUGGGAUCCAUCUACAGACGGACACAUUCCCUUCCAUUACUCUGCUGAUGAUCUCUCCGGAAAGGUUAGUUGCAAGAUCGCACUGCAGAAGGAACUGGGUCUUCCCGUUAGGCCGGAAUGUCCCCUGAUCGGAUUCAUUGGGAGAUUAGAUUACCAGAAAGGUAUCGAUGUGAUACAAUUGGCUGCUCCUGAUAUGUUGGAGGACGACAUUCAAUUCGUCAUGCUGGGUUCAGGAGACCCGAAAUAUGAGGAUUGGAUGAAGAUGACGGAGGCUACAUACAGAGACAAGUUCCGAGGUUGGGUCGGAUUCAAUGUUCCUGUUUCUCAUCGGAUCACUGCCGGAUGCGACAUUCUCCUAAUGCCAUCAAGAUUCGAGCCAUGCGGUUUAAACCAACUAUACGCGAUGAGAUACGGGACCAUUCCCGUCGUUCAUGGCACCGGUGGACUCAGAGAUACGGUCGAGAAUUUCAACCCAUACGCCGCAGGAGGAGCUGGCGAAGGGACAGGAUGGGUUUUCUCUCCCUUGACGAAAGAAAGCAUGUCGACGGCGAUGAGGUUGGCGACGACGACGUACAGAGAGUACAAGCAGUCGUGGGGAGGGAUGGUGAGAAGAGGAAUGGGAAGAGACUUCUCGUGGCAAAACGCCGCCGUUCUGUACGAGCAGGUUUUCCAAUGGGUUUUCAUGGAUCCUCCCUACGUUGGUUAAAACCGGCUAAUCAUUAACCGAACCAAAUGUAGAAAUAGCCCUACCGGAGGACUUUCAUCCGGUUAUCCAAAAUCCCAUCUCCCGGUUUCGGGAUAUUCUCAAUAUCCAUGAGUUAACUUAACACUGUUAUUUAAUUUUUGUUUGAUUUAGUUUUGGGGAUAUAAUUUAUUUUUAAAGUGGAAUA
This is a messenger RNA of Tarenaya hassleriana, 2308 nucleotides long. RefSeq names its product starch synthase 1, chloroplastic/amyloplastic. Bases 172 to 2124 code for a protein of 650 amino acids. The transcript has 15 exons. Gene Ontology annotation, molecular function: alpha-1,4-glucan glucosyltransferase (UDP-glucose donor) activity. NCBI's taxonomy places the organism in Eukaryota, Viridiplantae, Streptophyta, Magnoliopsida, Brassicales, Cleomaceae. Gene Ontology annotation, cellular component: chloroplast. The record is from RefSeq and is a predicted model, not a curated record.